GGGUGCAGAGCCCUUGGCAGUCGGGGCGGCUCGGAAGGAGCUCUCCCGGAGCCCGAGUCGGGAUUGAGGCUGGCGGAGUUGGGCUGCAGGAGCUCGGCCGCGCCUGGUGUUGGAGUCCCUCAAUUCCUGACUGAAGCACUUGAAGUAGUUUAUCUGCCAGCUCUCCCUCCCUGCUUGUUUGCAGAGACCCCGUGUGUCAUUGUGCGCCUCAGCUGGAGCGAGGACUGCACCUCUCUGUCGUAGUCCCACUACAUAUCUAUCUAUGGAACAUCACAGACACUAAUCUCUACAAAGGUUGUCCUACUGAGCCCCGAGGAGCCCGGGGGCCACUGCUACCAUGACGACCGCCAUCCUGGAGCGCCUGAGCACCCUGUCUGUGAGUGGGCAGCAGCUGCGCCGUCUGCCCAAGAUUCUGGAAGAAGGGCUCCCCAAGAUGCCGUGCACCGUUCCAGAAACCGACGUGCCCCAGCUCUUUAGGGAGCCAUACAUCCACGCGGGCUACCGCCCCACGGGGCACGAGUGGCGUUACUACUUCUUCAGCCUCUUUCAGAAGCACAACGAGGUGGUCAACGUCUGGACCCACUUGCUGGCGGCCCUGGCGGUCCUUUUGAGAUUCUGGGCCUUUGUGGAGGCAGGGGCACUGCAGUGGGCCUCCCCCCACACCCUACCCCUGCUCCUCUUUAUCCUGUCGUCAAUCACUUACCUCACCUGCAGCCUCUUGGCCCACCUGCUGCAGUCCAAGUCAGAGCUGUCCCACUACACUUUUUACUUUGUAGACUACGUCGGGGUCAGCGUCUACCAGUAUGGCAGCGCAUUGGCUCACUUUUUCUAUAGCUCCGACCAAGCCUGGUAUGAGCGCUUCUGGCUGUUCUUCCUGCCGGCAGCGGCUUUCUGUGGCUGGCUAUCGUGCGCUGGCUGUUGCUACGCCAAGUAUCGCUACCGACGGCCUUAUCCAGUUAUGCGGAAGAUCUGUCAAGUGGUACCAGCAGGGCUGGCCUUCGUCCUAGACAUCAGCCCCGUGGCACACCGCGUGGCUCUCUGCCACCUGGCCGGUUGCCAGGAGCAGGCGGCCUGGUACCACACCUUCCAGAUCCUCUUCUUCCUUGUCAGCGCGUACUUCUUCUCAUGCCCUGUACCGGAGAAGUACUUCCCCGGUUCCUGUGACAUUGUGGGCCAUGGACAUCAAAUCUUCCACGCCUUCCUUUCCAUCUGCACGCUCUCCCAGCUGGAGGCCAUUCUUCUGGACUACCAGGGACGCCAUGAGAUCUUCCUCCAGCGCCACGGUCCCCUGUCUGUCUACACAGCCUGUCUCUCCUUUUUCUUUUUAGCCGCCUGCAGUGGGGCCACCGCCUCCCUCCUGAGGCACAAGGUCAAGGACAGACUGAUUAAGAAAGACUCCUGAGGUUGGCAAAUGAGGAAAGGUGUGGCGGUGGGGCUACUGUGACUUGGAGAAAACUUGACCCAAUAAUAGAAGUUGACUUUUUAUUUUUAAGGCUUGAUUUUUUUUAAAAAAAAUUAAUAUGUAUUACGGGCUGAGGAUGAAACUCAAUUGGCAGAGAGUGCUUACAUAGCAUAUAGGAAGGCCAGGGUUUGAUCUCCAGUGCCACAAAAGCCAGGAUAGUAGCAUCCAAGGAGGCAGAGGCAGGAAGAUCAGGAAUUCUAGAUCACCCUCCGAUGCAUAGAGUUCAAGGCUAGCCUUUGAUACAUGAUAUCCUAUCUCAAAAAAAAAAAAAAAGGUUAUGUAUUUUCAAAGGCAUAGUAUGACUACAGAAUUUCAAAUGCAGGCCAUUUGAGAGUUAUAAAACGGAGCAUUCAUUUUUCUGUCUGGGUUAUUAUAGCCUUGUUUGGGAAGAGAUCUUGGCUAAGAUUUAUGAGAUCCCAAACUCAGGAGAACCGUCCUCACGCACGAACAGUGAACAGAAUUCCGGGUUGUGGCUUCCAAAGCCGAGUCCUGAAACUAGACAGAUAAUCAAACUGGACUGCCAAGAAUAUUGGCUGUUCUUCACCCUAAUAGAACAGCCAUCCUCCGCUGCUGGUCUUGGUAUCUGUGUAAAUUGACCCAUGGACUCUGUCUUCUUAUCAGGAUUUCAGCUUGUCUAGGGUGGAAAAAAAUCAGAAUCUCCAAGAUGAUUCCUUGAAACUCUUAGACAGAAUGGACUAUUCAAUUUAUCUGAUUUCUGGUCUCAACCACUGCACCUCUGGUUCUUCUCUCAGGAUAACCAAUUAGCUGGCCGGUUUGCCCGAAGUACUACUGUUCUCAUCCCUAGUCUGCAUGGUAACAUAAAGAAUCCCGAAGCUAUUACACUUCCAGGAACUGCUUGGAGCCUUUUGAACAUCCAGGAAGCUGAUUCUCAUGUAAUACAGAAACAUCGACAGAUUUAACAGUGCCAAGCCGGGAGACCCAGCCAGCAAACAUGGGUAUCCUUGCCUGUUUGCUGCCCAUGGGUCCCUUCUAGUUUAUAUCUGUGGAUUGCAGUAUUAACUGCAAGCCAUUUAAGGUUGUCUUGCAGGUCAGAAGAUUGAUUGUCUGGAGGUUUGAACAGACUCUUUUAAAAGCAUGGCCCUAAAGUUCUUCGAAAAAGCUAAUUAUUUCAAGCGGAUCCUAAGAUCCAAGGUUCAAGUUUCUGUUAGAUGCUGUCCCAUGACGGACCAACCUGGCUACCCCAGUUCAGGCUCCUCAAACAGGCAGUUUCACCUCAGAUUUGAGAAGAAACCUUAAAGUGGGUCCUAGGACGGGUACAUGUGUGCUCACUGUUGUUGGCUCCUGAAGGUCCAUUGAGUAAGAACGAGGCACCUGAUGGCCAAACUCACUGUUUCUGAUAUUGCUGCCGGCGGCUGAUGUGAGAGAGUGGUGCUUGCUGCUGAUAUGUUUUGGCCACACAGCUCUCCCCGAGGACCGUCUUCUGUGUGAAUCCAGUGAAGGAGGCUGUGGUGGAGGAAGGGCUGAGAUGCCUUCUACUCACAGGCUGCUUUUCUGAUCAGUAUAAGGUCCCCGUGUGCUAAAAAAAGGAAGUUAAAGUUUUCAACCCCAGAUUAAUGAACCUCCUCAACUAUUAGGUCACUUGCUAGUUUUAAAACCUUUGUUUUCUAUCCUUUUUUUUUUUUUUGUGAGUGAUUUGUGAAUGUUGUGCCUUACACAUGGGAAUGUCUAAACUCUUUAAUAUAUACACACAUGGAAUGUUCUGUUUUGAGUUAUUGGGACAAAGAACAAAAGGAACCCCCAGAAAGCUAGAGUGGCCUGUUAAUCAACUAGUAAUCUGUAUUUGGGGGAGGGGUCAACAGAGGUAUCCAUACUGCCUUCAAGAAAGCAUGCGUCUCCUGCACUGUUUUAUUAGAUGGGUUUCCUGUUCAUUUACAGUCAGGAAGAGGAACGUCUAUGCUAGCCAAGUGAUCCGAGGUUCCGGUUGUCAAGCCCAAGUUCAUGCCAAGGAAUGUUAUCGAAACUGAACUGGUCUGAACUGAACAAAGACUGGUUGGGGUGUGUAUGUGUAAAUGCUACAAGUAGAGGGUCUAUUUAAAAUGGGAACCAGAAAGUGUUAGAAAUUCUGUUGUUAUGGAUUCAAAGAUUCUUUUAAAAGUUGGUGGGAAACGUGAGAGAGGGAAGGGAAGAGGAAGGUGUUCUUGUGGUGGUGUCUGUGAACAAAGAGUUUAUUCUCUUUCUUUUCUCUCUCUCUCCCUCUCUCUUUCUUUCUUUCUUUCUUCCUUCCUUCCUUCCUUCCUUUCUUUCUUUUUUCUUUUUUAGAUCAGAUCUCACGGUAUAAUCCAGGCUGGCCUGAAAAUCCUUAUGUAGACCAGGCUGACCUUGAACUCUAGAGAUCAACCUGUCUCUGCCUCCCAAGUGACAGAGCUAAAGGUGGGCACCACCACUCUCAGCCGCAUGGACAGAGAUCUGUGUCUUUCAAUGCUCCUGCAGCCCAGUGUCAAGCUGAACUCGGUUCCUCGUGGAUCCGUGAUACCAUAAGUGUAAAAUGUGAGAUACUGGCAUUCAAUUUUUAGUUUAAUUAUACAAAUAUUGCUAACUACUGAUUUGGGAACUGCUAAGAAAGAAAAAAGAAAGUGAUUUCUAUGGAGUUGGGACUUGAACCCAAGACUUGAGACAUGUUAACCAAGAGUUUCCUCAUUGACCUACACCCCAGGCCAAGGAACAGUGUAUGUAUAAUAGAUAUUUGGGGGGACAUUAGGUAGGGGACUGUGAUCUUCCCUGAAAACACCAGUAUCUAAUUGGAAUGAUGUAAAUGCCUUUACAAAUGCAUACACAACAUGGGUGAUUUUUAACUCUUCAGAUUCCUUGAACAGUGUCAUCACAAUGAGCCUAUCAGGAUGGUAAAGACUAGGUUAGUUUAAAAGUUAACAACUAAGAAUUGUAAAAACAAGUGUGCAUGCCUCUUGAUUUACAAUGGUGGGGUUUGCCACCCUGCAAAAUCAGCAUAAUGUUAAAAAAAUGAUAUAAAGGAAAUAGUUAUCUUGCUUUCCAAAACUAGAAAUUUUGGUUGUUGCCCCUCUUAAUUAAGACCAUCAACCCAUUAAUAUGGAAAUGCCUGUGAUAAAAAUUAACCUAUCAGUCAUUUACACUUUCUCAUGAAUAAAAUCCUUGUGGAUUGAUUUAAGUCCCUACCUAGUUCAAGAAAAGGGGCUCACACGAUCCAUUUGGGGGUGCCUUGUUUCUCAUUUCAGAAUCCCGACUUUCGUUUGCCGGUGAAGGCUAUUUUUGUUGUUUCUGGUCUGAGGUGUUUGUUUUGUUUGAGAUGGAGCUCGCUGUGUAUCCCAGGCUGGCCUGGAGCUCCAGAUUGUUUCUCCCGUCGCAGUCGGGCAAGGAGCUGGGAUUACAGGCUGCACCGCCACCACAUUCAGUUCUAAUAAACUAAUUUUAAAGUUCUUAAAGAUGUCAGGGUUACAAUUUCAGCUCUUAAGUCUCUCAAUAACAAUAGUGCAAGCCAUGAACUGGAAGCUUGAAACAGAGUUCAGAGUCCUUUCCAGGAGGGCAAUGUACUGUAGCCCCGUUUCUGUCGCCCUCCAAUUGUUUGGUUACUGCUCUGUAGUUCCACCUGGAUCCUCUAGAGGGCGAUGUUGUCUUACUCAGUGCUCUCUCAGCGCUUGUUGUCAAGGCUUCGCCGCUAAAAUUGUGUUUUGCUUGGCUAAAGAAAAAGUGUGGGAUUAUUUUCUGUCUCUAUAAACCUACUUACGUGAAUAAUCAUUAAACAGAUUUUGUAUAUGGA
Molecule: messenger RNA, 5216 nt
Organism: Arvicanthis niloticus (Nile rat)
Lineage: Eukaryota; Metazoa; Chordata; Mammalia; Rodentia; Muridae
Gene: Paqr8
Product: progestin and adipoQ receptor family member 8
Biological process (GO): response to steroid hormone
Cellular component (GO): plasma membrane
Molecular function (GO): steroid binding; nuclear steroid receptor activity
Source: RefSeq, a predicted model, not a curated record